GUAAAGGAUGAGGGUGCGAUCAAGUUUGGCGCGUCCACGCAGAGCAAGGCCCAAGGGAGGAUAAAAGCGUAAGGUGGUUGAAGUUUUAAGCAUUUGACUUCGGCGUCUUCGUCAUCGUUGGCGGUUUCUCCUGCGUGCAGGUGCAGGUGGAGAGAAACGAACUUUUAAAAACCUCUGACCCAUACCCCUUCCCCAUUUUCCUUUUCGAUCGAUCUAUCUAUCUAUCUUCUCGCGCCACCUUCCUUUGGAUCUUCUUCGCUACGCUAAUAUUCCCUUCAUGGCCACGGUUUCUCCUCUCGCCAAGUACAAGCUCGUCUUCCUCGGCGAUCAAUCCGUUGGCAAAACUAGCAUUAUCACCCGCUUCAUGUACGACAAGUUUGAUACCACCUAUCAGGCUACAAUUGGAAUCGACUUUUUGUCCAAAACAAUGUACCUUGAAGACCGAACAAUUCGGUUGCAGCUUUGGGAUACUGCUGGACAAGAAAGAUUUAGGAGUCUUAUUCCGAGUUAUAUAAGAGAUUCCUCUGUCGCAGUAGUAGUCUAUGAUGUAUCUAAUAGACAAUCAUUCUUGAAUACUACCAAGUGGAUUGAGGAGGUACGAACAGAACGGGGCAGUGAUGUGAUAAUUGUUCUUGUUGGGAACAAAACUGAUCUUGUUGAUAAAAGGCAAGUUUCAAUCGAAGAAGGUGAUGCCAAAUCUCGCGAGUUUGGAGUCAUGUUCAUAGAAACUAGUGCCAAAGCUGGCUUCAAUAUCAAGCCUCUCUUCCGUAAGAUUGCUGCAGCGCUGCCAGGGAUGGAAACUCUGUCUUCUACAAGGCAGGAGGACAUGGUUGACGUAAAUUUGAAGCCUGCAGUGAAUUCAUCCCAUACGGAACAGCAAGGAGGAGGUUGUGCGUGCUAGAGGAUAUGUAAGUUCAAUACAUAAGAAAAAUGCUGCAGAAAUGAAAUAGUAAACGCAAUCAUUCACCGGUGAGUUAGUUCAACAAAUUGACAUCCGAAAUUUUCUAACGAUAAGAUGUUUGUAAUAUUGUAUGCCAUUAGAUUCUUUUUGCGUUCCCUACGAACAAAA
Molecule: messenger RNA, 1069 nt
Organism: Cucurbita maxima (winter squash)
Lineage: Eukaryota; Viridiplantae; Streptophyta; Magnoliopsida; Cucurbitales; Cucurbitaceae
Product: ras-related protein RABH1e
Exons: 6
Coding region: 278-901 (207 amino acids)
Molecular function (GO): GTP binding; GTPase activity
Source: RefSeq, a predicted model, not a curated record